UACGAAUAUCUUUUCAUGGUCAGAAAAAAUUACAAAGAUCUUUUAAAAAUAUUUAGCCAGAAAAUACUGAAACCUUUCUUUAAUUUCUCCUGCGGGCUGAAAGUGACGAUAGAAUCAGGGCAGGAAAACGCAGUAAUUGUGAAGAAAAACAAAAUUUUCCGUUUUCUCUGUGAAAGCGGUGGCGGAAACCUUGGCCCGAAAGUAUGAAGCUCAAGCAGUUGGAAAGUCUCCUUGGCGAUCUUCAGCAGUUCUCUCAACCUAAGAUUGAACUCGAACAGUAUCCAACUGGACCCCAUAUUGCUUCUCGAAUGCUUUACACUGCUGAGAACUCUUUUGGAGAUGUGAGCAACAAAGUAGUGGCUGAUUUUGGAUGUGGCUGUGGUACGUUAGGUGUUGCAGCUGCUAUACUGAGUGCCGAACAUGUUGUCGGCAUUGACAUUGAUCCAGAAUCUCUUGAAAUAGCUUCAUUAAAUGCUGAGGAGCUUGAGUUGUGCAUGGACUUUAUCCAGUCUAAUGUCAUGGACUUGGAAUGGAGAGGUCAAAUUGUUGAUACAGUUGUGAUGAAUCCUCCAUUUGGAACUAGGAAGAAAGGUGUAGACAUGAAUUUUCUCCAGGUUGCUUUGAAGGUUUCUUCUCAAGCUGUUUAUUCCUUGCAUAAGACUACAACAAGAGAUCAUGUCAAACGAGUAGCCAUGAAGGAUUUCAAUGCUGCAAGUGCUGAAGUUUUAUGCGAGCUUCGAUACGAUGUUCCAAAACUGUACAAAUUUCACAAGAAGAAGGAAGUGGAUAUUGCCGUGGACCUCUGGCGUUUUGUACCAGCAAGUCACCAAAGCAGGGUCAUAUAAUAAUACCCUUUGUUUCCAAAUUUGUGGGAGUGGUUGUUGCAAGGUUAAUUCUAUCCUUCACUGUCAUUAGAUUCAUAAUCUUGCACAAUAUACAAGCGGCUUUGUCCAAAGUUAGGCUACUCUUGCAGGUGUGCUUGUUUGUGAGUCCAAGUCUCCAAGCAAGUGCAGCAUGCAAAACCUGUCUGGUAUGUAGCUUUCUUAGAGUUGGCUUGAGGGGUUAUGUGUGAAUGUGAAACUGGUUGAUGCUAUUUGACAGUGACGGGUAUUUUUCUGAACCAUUUGAAGCGAUUGCCGAUCAUAUUCAUAUAUGGCAUAUUGAAACGUAGUGCCUGUUUGGUUCAAUUCCCUUGUAAUCCUGAUGCAUUUUGCUUACUCCUAAUGUUUGGUUGGACUUAGUAAUGUGAAGGGGAUUACAUUAUGUAAUCCAGAUUCCCUUAAAAUGGUGCAUCUUGAUUACAUAGCUAGACCUAAUGAAUGGGGAUUACAUGAUGAGUAAUACCCUUAAAAGAAAAAUCAAGAAAUCUGAUAGGAAAUAUGGGAGACAUUAUUCUAGAAAAAAAUAAAUUCUCUUUAUGUUAUUUUAAUAUCAUGUAAGAAGGAAAAUGUAAAGCCUAACUUUAUAUGGACAAGGUGUUAUGGUUUUCUUUUGUGUUCUUUUGUAAGAGGAAAUAUGAAAGUUAGCUUUGUAUGUAGAUUUGAUUAAGGCUUCCUUAUUUAGGCAUUAGAGUUUUGUUAAAUAGACUUGAUUGCACUUGUCAUGGACACACUUGAUGAAUGAAAUAUUGUGAUUGCAUAUUCGAAAGCUCUCCCCCUCUCUCUGCGUUCUGUUCUCCUUUCCCUUGCUCCCCCAUUGUUCUGUUCUUCAUUUCUCCCUCCCUAUUUCUAGUUUCUCUCUACUUUCUCCCUCUAUUCAGAUCUGUGUGAGUGUAUGUGAGUGUGUUACAUUAGUUUGGUAUCAGAGCUUGUGUUCCUAUGUUCCUUGGCCAUUUUUGUCACCUGAAAAUCACAGAAAACUCGCUUGAGAAACUCACAAACCCUGUUUCAUGCUGCCUACCCAAAAACGCCCACUUCCUGAUGUCAGAUUGCUAAAACACCACCGCCAUCGUGUUCAAGAGGAGGAAUCUGGUCAGAACCAGAAAUUUCACCUCCGUCCUCUGACACACGCUCCUCCACGUGCCAAUGGAGUGAUCUGCGCGCGGCCAUCACGCGACCACACACCGGUGACAAUCCUGUGCAUGACUUCACGAGCCGACGUGCACAGUGUCCAGAAUUUGGAUUAUUUUUUUUUUUGCGUUUUGCGUGCUUUCAAGGAGAUUUUUAUAGUUUUGAGCAAGCUUGAGGAUCCCAAAUCAUCUUUCAAAGCAUUAUUUGGGUAAAAGAUCAACUUUUAGGCUUUUAAAUCUUCAUUGGUAAGGCUAUUGACCUCUCAUUUAUUUUACUUAUAUGGUUUUUAGGAGGAGGUAGUUCUUCCUUUCAUGCUUGGUUUGAUGUCUUCUUUUUUUUAAUCUUUGAGCAUGCAAUUUAAUUCUUAAAGUGUGUUUAGUUUAAUAUUCUUAAAAAAAAUUGAUCAUUAUUAUUGUUAAUUUGUACCUCUUGACAGCAUUAUUCCUAACCUAGAACACACUUACCUCACACAAUUCAGCCCUAUACCCGGGUCAAGAAAUUAGCCUAAGUUAGUUGAAGUUUAACGGUUUCCUUGUAAGGUUAUAGACCUUCGAAGGUUAUUGUGAAACUUUACUCAGGUUGUUAUCUCUUUAACAUGCAAUUCUUGAGAUUUUGAAUUUCCAGAGGAUUAGUUUUGUUAGAAAGGGACUUCACCUUGUUGGGUGAGGGCAACUUGGGAACUUUUUCCUUAAGGUUUCUAGAACCACCCUAAACCCUACACUUUAAAAUAUUGCCCUUGUCAUUGUAUGACCAUUUGUGAUUUAUAUGAUAAGCAAGCCUUAUUAGAUCAAUAAAUUACUGCUCUUAAAUCCGCCAUGGCCAAUAACUUCCAAAUCACCCAAAAUCACCUUGAGAAAUCUGAGAGGGCUUAAAGGGUAUAUGUGGACCAAUGAUUAGAUGAACUCAAGGAAGUCAUGAAUAGGAAAUUUGAAGAGAUCAUGGGUGCUAUUCAAUUGCAAUACAAACAAGAUACAGGAAAGGUAACUGAAGGGCUGUUAGAGAGACUAAUAUUCAGAGGAGAAUCCAGUUUUAGGAAUGAGAGAUCCCCUAUCUUUAAUCAACCUAGGGGAACUCCCUCUAGGAUUGGUCAUUCUUCUAGAAACAUGGGUGGAAGACAUGGUAGACCCUCUCCUCAUGAACUUAUCAAUCAUCAAUCGGAAGAUUUAGAUGAUACUUGGAAUGGUCGUGACCACGAAGAACAACAUCAUGGAUCACUUCAACCAAUCCAACGGAACGGUAGAGAAAAUUUUAGAAGGGUGCAUACUGAUGACAUCGCCAAAAAGGUUAAGGUUGAGGCCCUUGAAUUUGAUGGAAGAUUGAAUGCUAGUGCUUUCUUAGAUUGGUUAGCCAAUGAGUGAAUGGUAUGACAUGAGCGAUACCCAACGAGUUCAAUUUGCAAAGAUGAAGCUUGUGGGUUCUGCAAUAAAAUAUUGGCAAAAUGUUCAGAAGAACAAUGAGCGACAGGGAUAUCCUCCAAUUGAGGUGUGGGAUGAAAUGAAGGCAAAGUUGAAAGAGAAAUAUGUGCCGAUUCAUCACAAGAGUCAGUUAUACAACAAGUAACUCAACCUGAAGCAAGUUUCCACUGCUUCUAAGUAUAUAUCUCGUUUUGACGACCUUAUGAUUAGAAGUGACGUGGAUGAAGAAUGGUGCACGAUUACUAGGUUUGUUAAUAGACUCAAGCCAUAUAUACAAAAGGAGCUCAAGCUGAACUUCCUUGAGUCUUUUGAGGAAGCGUACCAUAAGACCUUGGAAGUAGAGUCUCUGUUGCAGUACACUUUUGUUAGGUGUACCAACUAGUAAGGCAAUCAAUUUUGACAGGAGUGAAGUUCAAACUUGAUGAAGCGACCUUCUAGAGCACCUACAUCUAGGCCUGCCCAAAAUGGGUUCAAGAUUAAUACCUCUAAGCCUAUUGAGGCUUCCUGCCCUAGUAACUCUCUUGUUGAGUGUUUCCAUUGUCACUCAAAGGGUCACAUUGCUUCAAAGUGCCCACAACGAGCUUUAAUUAUUGACUCACCUUUUGAGGAAGAGGAGAAUGCUAUCAAUGUCGACAUAGUUGUGGAACCAGUUGAGUGUCCUUCAGAUGUUGACGAGGACAUCAUCAUUGAUGAACAUGGGUGUAAGACACAUUGAGUUGGAGUUAUGCGAUGCAUUUUGUCGGUCCCUCUACCUAGUGAUUCAUAGAAGCGAACUAGUAUCUUCCAUACCUUUGGGAAGUGUGGAGGCAAAUCUUGCAAGUUAGUGAUUGAUAGUGGGAGCUCUAGAAAUGUAAUUUCUAGUCAAGGAGUAGUUCGGCUUGGUCUCAAGAUAGAACCUCAUCCAGAACCUUUUCGAGUUGUGUGGGUUGACAAAACUUCUUUACCAGUCACUCAACAAUGUCGCAUUCCUUUGCAACUAGGUGACUAUAAAGAAGAGGUUCUUUGUGAUGUUUUCUUGAUGGAUGUUGGUCACAUUUUGCUAGGUUGACCGUGGCUUUAUGAUCACAAUGUCAUCAACCAUGGUCAGGAGAAUACAUAUGCAUUUAAGCAUAAUGGCAAGACAAUCUUGCUACGCCCUGUUAAGCUUGACACUGAUGUUAGACAUCCGAGUAAUUCAAAAGGUAUGAAGCCCAAAAGCCAAAGUUUUCACCUUUUAACAGAGAAACAGUUUGUGCGGGAAAGCAAAGACAGUACCCUUGUGUUUGUUCUGGUGUCUAAGAUCUCGCAAUGAAUUGCUUUGGUCACAACUAUGAAAAUGCCUAGGUAAGUGCAACAGCUCUUAAAUUUCAAGACAUCACCCUGGAUGAGCUUCCAUCUGAGCUACUGCCAAUGAGGGAUAUCCAACAUGCAAUUGAUUUUACUUCAGGUUCACAACUUCCUAACCUACCACACUACUGGAUGAAUCCAAAAGAUAGGGAAGAGCUUAACCGAUAAGUUAAUGGAUUAUUGAAGAAAGGUUAUAUCCAACAUAGCAUGAGUCCUUGUGCAGCACGUGCUCUUUUGAUUCCCAAGAAAGACGGCUCUUGGAAAAUGUGUGUAGAUAGUAGAGCCAUCAACAAGAUUACCAUCAAGUAUAAGUUUCCUAUUCCUAGACUUGAUGACAUGCUUGAUUUGGUAUCCAAAUCUAGUUGGUUCUCGAAGAUUGACCUUCGGAGUGGUUAUCAUCAGAUCAGGAUUAGACUUGAAGAUGAGUGGAAGACUGCCUUUAGAAAACAAGAUGGGUUGUUUAAAUGGCUUGUCAUGCCAUUUGGGUUAUCAAAUGCCCCAAGUACAUUCAUGAGAGUAAUGGCUCACCUCCUUCGCUCAUACUUGGGAAAAUUCUUAGUGGUAUACCUUGAUGACAUGCUAGUCUUUAGCAAGUCUAAAUAGGAACACUUGGAAUAUCUUGAGUUAAUUUUUCUCACCCUGCAUCAAGAACAGUUUUAUGUUAACUUGCCCAAGUGCUCAUUUCUUCAAAAUCAAGUCAUCUUCCUAGGUUUUAUUGUUUCUGAAAGGGGUUUAGUAGCGGAUCCCGAGAAAGUCUGAGCUAUUCAAGAAUGGCCUGAGCCACAAUCUCUCCAUGAAGUAUGAAGUUUCCAUGGCCUUGCUUCUUUCUAUAGACUCUUCAUUAGAAACUUUAGUACUAUUAUGGCUCCUAUCACUGAUUACUUGAAGCAAGAUAAGUUCUAGUGGACUUCUACUGCAUCCUUAGCUUUUUAGGAUAUUAAGACGAAGCUUUUUGAAGCUCCAGUCUUAUCUUUACCAAAUUUUAUGAAGUGUUUCGAAGUUGCUUGUGAUGCAUCUGGGACAAGAAUCGAAGGUGUUCUAAGCCAAGAAGGUCACCUUAUGGCUUUCAUUAGCGAAAAGCUCAACAAUGCAAAACAAAAAUACUCCAUCUAUGACAAGGAGUUUUAUGCGAGUGUGAAAUCUCUUGAGCAUUGGAAAUACUAGUCCCUUUCUCAACAAUUUGUUCUUUACUCUAAUCAUCAAGUGCUUAGGUUUAUCAAUUCUCAGGGGCACUUAAAUGCUAAACAUGCUAAAUGGGUUGAGUAUAUUCAAGGAUUCACUUUUAUGGUCAAGCAUCGUUCAGGAAUAGAAAACAAAGUGGCUGAUGCUCUUAGCCGACGGAUCAACUUGUUGCACACUAUGAGCAUUAGUGUUGUUGGUUUUGAAAACCUGAAGGAAGAUUAUGCUUCAUGUCCAGAUUUUGGGAUAAUUUACCAUGAAGUUAACAGUGAUAACCGUCAUGAUCUUAUUGAUUUCCUCCUUAAAGAUAGUCAUCUCUUUCACGAAAGCACACUGUGCAUCCCACGAACUUCUACGUGAGAUUUUCUUGUUUGGGAAUUACAUGCUGGAGGUUUAGCUAGUCAUUUUCGGAUCAAUAAAACUAUAGCAUUAGUUGAAGACAGGUUCUAUUAGCCUUCGCUCAAGCAUGAUAUGGCUUGCAUAGUGUCUCAAUGUCGAAAUUGUCAAACUUUUAAAGCUAGAAGACAGGAUACCGGUUGGUACACUCCUUUGCCAAUCCCCGAGGCACCUUGGAAAGACUUGACUAUGGACUUUGUCUUGGGAUUGCCUCGAACAGCUAAAGGUCACGAUUUUGUGUUGGUGGUUGUAGACAGACUCUCCAAGAUGGCCCAUUUUAUUCCCUGUAGCAAGACCACAGAUGAUUCCCAUCUUGCAAAAUUGUUCUUUAAGGAGAUUGUGCGUCUGCAUGGUUUACCUAUUACCAUUGUAUCCAAUAAGGACGUUAAGUUUGUUAGCUACUUUUGAAAAACUCUAUAGAAACUUUUUAGUACCAGUUGAAGUUUUCUUUUGCUUUUCACCCCUAGAUAGAUGGGCAAAUCGAAGUUACUAAUUGAAGUUUGGGUAAUUUUGUUAGAAGUUUAGUUGGAGACAAGCUAAAGCAUUAGGGUUUGGUUCUACCCACUAUUGAGUUUGCAUAUAAUAAUUCGGUGAAUAGGUCCACAGGCAUGAGUCCCUUUCAGAUUGUUCAAGGUUUUAAUCCUAAAUAGCCUAUUGAUCUUAUGCCAAUCCUAUUGACAUUUCAUACUUUCGAAUCUGUAGAAUCCUUUGUCCAUCGGCUUCAUGAAUUACAUGUUGAAAUUAGGUGAAAAUUAGCAACAAGUAAUGAUCAAUAUAAAUUAUCUGCUAAUACUCAUCGUCGAUUUUGAAGCUUCAAUAUAGGUGGCUAUAUUAUGGCUCGAAUUCAUCCAGAAUGUCAUCCUAAAUAUGCUUUUAAAAAGUUGCAUGCUCAACCUUUUGGACCUUUUCACAUAGCAAAGAAGUUAGGAUCUAAUGCUUAUCUUUUAGAAUUACCUCCUGAUAUGGCCAUAAGUCCGGUUUUUAAUGUAGAGGAUCUUUUGCCUUAUGGGGAAACUAUUGAGCCUUCCCCAUUGCUUUUUGAUGAUCCUGCAGGUACUCGGCCCUCGCAAGUGCCAAUCCUACCGUUGCCAUCUAUCUCACCAUCAAUGGAAGAGCUCGAAACCAUUAUGGAUGACCAAAUUGUCCUAACUUCUGAGGGGCCCUUCCAUCGUUACUUGGUUUGUUGGAAGGGUUGUUCAAAUGAAAAUGCCACUUGGAUCUCAGAAGCUGAUUUUAGACAACUUGAUUCUGCCUUGUUGGAAGCCUAUCAACUUUUUAUCUCUCCAGAGGAGAGUUCUUUGCAGCAGGGGGGAAUUGAUAGGAAAUAUAGGGGAGAUUAUUCUAGAAAAAAAAUAAAUUCUCUUUAUGUUAUAUUAAAAUUUUGGAAGAUGGAAAAUAUAAAGCCUAACUUUAUAUGGACAAGGUGUUAAGGUUUCCUUUUGUGUUCUUUUGUAAGAGGAAAUUUGAAAGUUAGCUUUAUAUGUAGAUGUGAUUAAGGCUUCCUUAUUUAGGCAUUAAAGUUUUGUUAAUAGACUUGAUUGCACUUGUAAUGGACAUAUUUGAUGAAUGAAAUAUUGUGAUUGCA
Messenger RNA from Prosopis cineraria, 7910 nucleotides. RefSeq lists its product as uncharacterized. Gene Ontology annotation, biological process: rRNA methylation. Gene Ontology annotation, molecular function: nucleic acid binding; rRNA (adenine-N6-)-methyltransferase activity. Bases 204 to 845 code for a protein of 213 amino acids. The record is from RefSeq and is a predicted model, not a curated record. The transcript has 9 exons. NCBI's taxonomy places the organism in Eukaryota, Viridiplantae, Streptophyta, Magnoliopsida, Fabales, Fabaceae.